Molecule: messenger RNA, 1217 nt
Organism: Schistocerca cancellata (South American locust)
Lineage: Eukaryota; Metazoa; Arthropoda; Insecta; Orthoptera; Acrididae
Product: cellular tumor antigen p53-like
Exons: 8
Coding region: 75-1076 (333 amino acids)
Biological process (GO): apoptotic process; regulation of transcription by RNA polymerase II
Cellular component (GO): nucleus
Molecular function (GO): DNA-binding transcription factor activity, RNA polymerase II-specific; RNA polymerase II cis-regulatory region sequence-specific DNA binding
Source: RefSeq, a predicted model, not a curated record
GUGUGGUGCAGUUGGUAAUGGACUGACACUUCGGGAGACGCCGCUUGGUUUGUGUGGGAAGGACUGUUUCUGGUAUGGAUCCACUCGAUGAUUUCACAGUUAACUGGGAUCUUCCUGACACAAGAGAUAUUCUUUUAAAUCCACAGUCUCUAGUGGUGCAGGAUGCACAGAGUGCUGGAUUUAGAAAUGUUCCAUCUGCAACUUGUGCCUUACCAAGUGUAUCUCCACUUGCGGGUGAUUAUAAUUUUGCAGCACAGAUACACCCUGAUGGGCCAGACUGCCUAUACUCAGCUAAUCUGAAUAAGAUAUUUGUGAAUAUCAACAAAAAUGUACCAGUGAAGUUUCGGCUGAAUCCUCACGUCACAGAUCUGUACGUACGCGCUCUCCCAGUGUAUGUAAGCUCCAAUGACCAGCAGCAUGUAGUGGUGCGAUGCUUAACUCAUGUGGCAUCUGACACUCAGGAAGGAAAAGAUGUGGAAUUGGUACAACAUGUCCUACGCUGUACUUCAACAAAUUCUGCUCUAUAUUGCUCAGAUGUGAACAGUGGCCGGUUAAGUGUUGUUGUUCCAGUAGAAAGUCUACAAUCUGGAAUGGAUUAUUUCACUGUUUCCUAUCAAUUUACUUGUCUCAACAGUUGUCAGAAUGGCAUUGGCAGGCGACCAAUGGGAAUAAUCUUUACUCUGGAGAAUGACAUGGGAGAAGUCCUGGGGCGACAGUUCAUGAAUGUACGUGUCUGUAGCUGCCCAAAACGUGAUAAAGAUAAAGAAGAGGGGAAAACAAAUGGAGAAAAAGUACAAAGUACAAAGAGGGCUUUGAAAACAGAAACAAAGGAACCUCAAAAAAAAAUUUUGAAGACUGAGCCAGGAACAGGCGUGGUUGUCAAGAUACCUGUGAAGGCUUGCCAUGCAAAAGAAUUGGCAAAAUUUGCUCAGGAUUUGAUAUACAGGGAUGUUGGUAAGGAGCAAAGACAGCUUAAUGAUCAAGAUAAAUCAUUACUUGCACUGUAUGAACGUAUUAUUGAGACUCCUGGAGAAGAACUGUUGCGAGGAACUGCAUUUAGUGUAUUUCAAGAAUAGCUCAUUUAUUCAGUACAUUUUUGUUCACGUUUGAUGGGUAUUUGUAAGACAGCAUUCCUUAUUUCCCGAACUAUUUUCAUUAUUUUGAGUAAAAUAAAUUUGAUUUUUUACUUUUUUGAAAAUAAAUCUUUUUUUAACAUG